Molecule: messenger RNA, 435 nt
Organism: Prosopis cineraria
Lineage: Eukaryota; Viridiplantae; Streptophyta; Magnoliopsida; Fabales; Fabaceae
Exons: 2
Coding region: 1-435 (144 amino acids)
Source: RefSeq, a predicted model, not a curated record
AUGAACAACAUCAAGUCAUUUCUUAAUCAGCAUUUUAGUAUCAAGGAUCUUGGAAAGUUGAAAUACUUUUUGGGCAUCGAAGUUGCUCUCUCCAAUGAAGGCUUUAUGCUUAGCCAACACAAGUACGUUAUUGACAUUCUGAGGGACAAUGAAAUGUUGGGCUGCAAGCCUUGCUACAUAACUAUGGAACAAGGUUUUAGACUAAGACCGAUAGACAAGGACCCAUAUGCAGAUGAAGGGAGAUAUCAUCGCUUGUUAGGGAGACUAAAAUACCUCACGAUCACACGACUUGACAUCACUCAUGUGCUCAAUGUGCUGAGUCAAUUUAAUAGCUCUCCUCGCAAGAUACAUAUGGACAUAGCAGAAUGUUGCCUAAUGACAAGGAGGUCAUGUACGGGAUACUUUAUUAGCCUUGGUGGUUCUCCAAUUUCAUAG